Molecule: messenger RNA, 2585 nt
Organism: Electrophorus electricus (electric eel)
Lineage: Eukaryota; Metazoa; Chordata; Actinopteri; Gymnotiformes; Gymnotidae
Gene: ciartb
Product: circadian associated repressor of transcription b
Biological process (GO): circadian regulation of gene expression; negative regulation of DNA-templated transcription
Cellular component (GO): nucleus
Molecular function (GO): RNA polymerase II cis-regulatory region sequence-specific DNA binding
Source: RefSeq, a predicted model, not a curated record
ACAAUUGCGGGUCUACAUCACUGAAACCACGUACCUCGCAUCGGCCAUUCGCUGCCCAAGUGUCCUGGAUUUACCGCUGAACAAAGGAAAGUAGACGAUUUCCCUUAUCUUUCAGCAGGUGCUCUUCUCACCAGCAGGUCAGUGAUGGUCAGUGGUCAAGAGCUGCGGCCGAGGAUGUCAGCUUCAGAUUCAGAAUGUUCUAUCGACUGGCUGGCCAGUGACGAUGAGGGGGAUGUCGACAGCGAGCCGGAGUCAGAGUGCGAGCGGACCCGCAGGAUGCGGGCUGGCACCCCUGCAACCAACACCGUCCGGAGCCCUCGACCCAGCGAGGGGAGUACCGACAGCCCGCUGAAGGAGGAGACAGCCAGGUACUCCAGGAGCUGCUCCCCCUCCAGCUGCGCCAGCUCCCUCAGCGUGGAGGGGGAGCUUUCUCCAGUGGCACGGGAGGACCGGUCUGUCUACAACCGCACCUCGGGAAGCCCUAAAGGCAAAAGCAGGCAAGCACCGAAGAGAGCGCAGAGUUCGGCGACACUUGAGCCAAAGGAAAAGCAGCUCGCCACCAAGCCAAGCGAGAAGGACCAGCUGUUUGCGUGCAAGUGUGUGGAGUUGCAGUGCUACAUUCACCCACUGUCCUCAAUCCUGAACGGUCUCCGCUCUGGCAGAUACCGAGAACGGCUCAGCACUUUCCAGGAGAGUGUGGCUAUGGAUCGGAUUCAGAGGAUAAUGGGGGUCCUACAGAAUCCAUGCAUGGGUGAGCGCUAUGUCGACAUCAUUUUGAAAAUGGAGGAAAUGCUGAAGAGCUGGUUUCCUCACGUGAAGCCUCACCCACAAACCGCUGCCACCAAGAUGACGCAAGAGACGGCCCCGCCGAAGAAACCCAAGUUGUCCUCAGCUAUGGUCAGCCCUGCCACUACCAGUGCCCCUCCUGUGGGUUCCAAGGCCUUGCAGGUCAGUGACCUCACCCCCCCAGGACCCUACUCUGCUACCAAUCUGAAAUGGCUCCACACGACUCCCAUCUGCUCGCCCACGGCCGAGCAGGCACAGGGGACAGUCCGGAACUUUCUAACAACGCACAGCGAAGAGGAUGUCACCCAGGACAACUCUGUGUCCUCCACUAUGGACAACCCGCAUAUGGAGCCUGUGCCGAGUCAGCCUCCUCUGGGCAAGAUCAACGCUCCAUGCCUCGAGAGACUGCUGAAAUCCACGGAGAGCAUUAUCAGCCAGAAAGGCUCAGGAGGAGCAGGCAACAUGGCAGCUGGGGGCUGGUCCUAGUGGUCAGUGAGGGCUCUGAGAGCUCAGAGCCAGCCCAGUGACCGUCGAGUUAGUCAGCUCGCUCCAGUGCAAAGCUCCCUGCUCCACUUCAGCCUUCUGGAAAUACCCAGGGCAGAGCAAGCCCAGCUUAGCACAUAGCAGGACACAGCCUUCAGACACACAAACGUAAGAGAGCAUCAGCAUGUGACUAGUGCGCAUCAGUGUGUCCUUAUAUAACUUGUGUGCGUCAGCAUUGACUCCUCUCUUGUGGAAUGGUUUGCGCGUGUGCGUGUGCGUGUGUGUGUGUGUGUGUGUGUGUGUGUGUGUGUGUGUGUGUGUUGAUUGAUAUGUUGUACGUUAAGAAAGCCCUCAGAUGUUGAGGCUCUCUGAGUUGUCUUUAAGAAGGAUAUCCCUUGUAAGACAGAAAUUGUGUAGAUUAUGGUAGCUCAAUCUGUUGAUGCAGCAUAUUGGUAUCUGUGAAUAAAGUCAAGCAUUACUUCAGAAAGGGAAGGGAAAAGAGGGAGUAAUGUGUUUUUUGGGAACACUUCAGAUAUUCCAAUGUGUCAGUGAUCUCUGUAGUUGUAGCUAAAGUACAUGGGCUGAAUGUGAAUUUUGCUUUUUCUUUUCCCCAUAUCCACUCUACCGAGUCGGUUGAUGUGACUGUUACUUCAUAGGUAUAAACUAGCUAUGUUUUUGGUACAACGGUGCUACCUCAGUCUGUCGCCAUGUCAGUGGUUGUUUAUAGAAUGAAUAAGAACUAACAAACACUAAUGUCGAUUUAGAGAGAGGGGGCCCUACAAAGAUCAUGGUGAGCCAAAUUUGCCUGUAGUGCCAGGGCCUGGCAUAUGGCCGAUUCUGAUUGUCCACACCCAGGGGUCUCUCUCUAAGAAGCUCCAGAGGCCUGACAGGUGCCAUUGUAUAGAAUGUGAACUGCAUUUUUUUUUCUUUUUCUGAGAGUCUCCCAGUUCAACGGCAUCCAGUGCCUGUUAAUUUGAUGUCAAGCUGUGCCUGUACACUGGUUUUAAAGUGGGCGAAAAACCAUCUGGAAUACCUGCAACCUCUGAGCGAUGUACUAAAACAGACCAAUCAGGAACCCUCACAACUCCUGCCAUUUCCUGCUAUCACAUAAAUUAUUAAAACUUUUGCCAAUUACUCCCUGUGGUCACGUGGGACAAUGAUGUAUUUGGCCACAGAGCUGAAUGAUAUCUGAGAGGGAGAAGGUAUUCAACGUUUGUGUAAAACAAUUGAGGUUGUUAAUAUACCCUUGCGAAGUGGCCUUUAUAGUGUGAUAUUUUAUACUUUUUAAAUAAAUGUGGUUAUAUUUGUUUGACGUA